Helianthus annuus (common sunflower) is the source of this 714-nucleotide messenger RNA. RefSeq names its product nucleolin 2-like. The record is from RefSeq and is a predicted model, not a curated record. Bases 1 to 714 code for a protein of 237 amino acids. The transcript has a single exon. Lineage: Eukaryota; Viridiplantae; Streptophyta; Magnoliopsida; Asterales; Asteraceae.
AUGUCUUGGUAUGCUGAGAGUUGGGGUAUUCCUAUUAAAACUGAUGAUUCAGGUGUUGUGGUUUUAGAUUAUGAUCGUGAUGAUAAGGUUUUAACAGGGAACUCUGAUGUAUCGACUGAUAAACUUGAAACACCUGUUUCAAGUAACUCAGAGAUCAAUUCUGAUGACUCAGGCAACUGUUCUGGUGUGCCUGAAACAUCAAAUGAUGCAUCAGAAACGUAUGAUAAAGAUAAAAAACUUGAUGUUUUUGAUUGUGAUAAUGAAGAAAUUGAUAAACAAGGGUCAUUUGAUGAACCUGACAAUCAAAUAGAUGAGUCAGGAACAUCAGAUAAUGAGCAUAACUCUUCCCAAGAUUCUGAUUGUGAUGAACAAUUAGAAUCUCGCAGCGUUGCAACUGAAGAGAGUCAAAUAGUUUCAGACGAAGACAACUCAUCAUCUGACAAGCCAGAAUCGUUUGAUGUCAAGGACUCAGAGGUUGAUGAAUCUGAAGAAGAGAUAUCCGUAGAAUCCAAUUCUGAAGAAACUCAUGAGAUAUCGAAACUUGAAGAGAAGGAAUCCAUGGAAAUCAAUUCAACAGUUGAAUCACCUGAUGAAACUGAAGAGGAAAUUUUUGUGGAAGCCUUCUCUGCUGAAACUCCUGAGAACAUAGUUUCUGAGGAAAGGGAAUCUGUGGAGGUCAAUUUGACAGAUAAUUCAACUCUUAACCCCAAAUGA